Brassicogethes aeneus is the source of this 336-nucleotide messenger RNA. Lineage: Eukaryota; Metazoa; Arthropoda; Insecta; Coleoptera; Nitidulidae. The record is from the annotation of a GenBank genome assembly.
AUGAAAUAUACAAUUUUAGUGACAUUUGCAGCUGUGUGCCUUUCCAACGCAAUUGUUUGUGUGGCUGAGCAAAGUUUAUUUUCCGAAUCGCAACGAAACGAAAUACGUGAUAUUUGUGCAACUCUUACAAAAGGGUCUCCUGGACUACAUGGACUUCCUGGACUUCCUGGGCGUUCUGGACUUACUGGGCCUAUAGGGCCUCCAGGGCUUUCAGGAUUGUCAGGGCCUAUGGGAAUGCCCGGGGUUCCAGGACUUCCAGGGAGAAAGGGAGAGCCUGGGCGUCCAGGUAUUCCAGGCGAAAAAGGUGCUAAAGGAGAUCUAGGAAUCGCAGCCUAG